CUAAUAAGUUAUCCUUUUCAUUUCAUUCAAAUCACCCAUUUAUUUUGCUUCCCCUCUCUCUCUCUGCACUCCCUGAUCUUGUUUCCCCUCUUUCUCUCUCCUCUUUAUUGUUUUCUUGAAUGCUCAGGUCACUGUGCACAGUACAUAAACAGUCUCAGCUUUGAACGAAAAUAAGGCCACCAAUUCAAAUUUUGAAGAAAAAAAAGAAUUCUGGAAGGGCUGCUUAAAAACAGUACAGAAGCUCUUAAAGGCAGCCCACAAUCUCAAAAUUGUAUCUUUUCUUUUCUUUCGUUCCCUUUUAAGUUCUGCCUCACCAGAGUACUCACUGGAAUUCCCUUUUCUCCAUAGGGUUUGUUUUUGAACGAGUAAAUGGGGGUGCCUACUGGUAUUUAUGAUGCUCAAUUUAAUGUCUCUGUUUCUAUUGACUGAGUUUCAAUUUAAUGUCUUUGAGCUCUUUAAUUGAGCAUAGCUAUGUUUUUCCCUCUCUGCAUUAAUGGGGUUUUUGGUGCUUUAAUUUCAGAGAGAAAUAGCUUUGGGAACAGUAGUUUUCAGUGGUGUAGUUGUGGCAUUCCGUUACAUGUUUUUGGCUCUGUGUGGUGUUUUGUUUCUCUUCUCUUCAAUUCACGAGUCAUAGAACUUGGAGAGAGAUAUUUAAUCCCUAAUCUGCCCAGCUGUUUCUGAUAGACUAUUUUGACUGUAUGGUUUUGGUGUUCUAGCCGGGCUCUUUUAUCGAGUAUCACAAUAAUUUCUUGAAUGGUUUUUGUGAGAAUUCUUGGAAUUUGUUGAUCAUUAGGGUUGAUAAUUUAGGGCACUUCUAAUUUGGGUUUCAUUUUGCUUGUUACCAGCAGGUUGUGAUUCUUUGAAGGAGUGUAAUUAGUCCUUUGCUUGGUGAUUUCUUCUCCUCUCUCUCUCUCUCUCUCUCUCUACCUCUAUCUAUGGAUGUUGUUGGAAAAGAUGCUAGUGUUGAGCCUUCUAAUGCAAAUGAUGAUUUUUUAAACUAUCACACUCCUAAUAUGGCUCCAGAGUGGCAAGUUAAUGGAAAUAAUUUAACUAACACGUCUAUUGGGAUGAUGUCCGUCUGCAAUUCAAUGGUGGAGUCCUCUGCUUGCUCCUCACCCUCGAUGGUCGAUUCAUUUUGCCCUACUGUUUGGGACCAUUCGAUUAACGGGCAGACUUUGGGGUAUUGUGAUGUGAAUGUGCAGAAUGAUGUUAGCACUUCUAGUAACCUUGGUUCCGCGAGGGCUGAUUUGGGUUGGAACCCAAGUGCAAUGCUGCGAGGGGGUGUGUUCAUGCCACCUGUUUCGGGUAUGCUGCCUAACUUUCCGGCUGAUUCUGGUUUCAUCGAGAGGGCAGCGAGAUUUUCGUGCUUCAGUGGAGGGAAUUUUGGUGAAAUGAUGAACCCGUUUGCUGUUCCUGACCCGCUGAAUCCGUUCUCUCGGGGGUUGGGUGUGGCUCACUCGCAGAGGCAUGAAAUGAACAUGGUCGAGUUGUCCAAAGAGGGUGGUCUGUUUCUGGGCAAGCCGGGGGCUGAAGGGAGCCCUUUCAAGAAUGAGAAGAGGAGCGAAAGUUUACAUGAUGAGGCCAAACAGGGAGUUGGGGUGUCAGGUAAUGAUUCUGAUGAGGCUGAGUGUAGCGGCCGUGGCCCUCAAGAGAAGGUGGCCUGCAUGACAGGGGAGUCUCCCGGUAAAGGGCUUGGCCCUAAGAAGAGGAAGAGAGGAGGGGGGCAGAAUGCUCAGAAUGAUGAGAAUAAUGGAACUCAAACACGGUCAGCUGAUACAACAAAGGACACUGCGGUGAUGAAACAAAAAGGUGAUCAAACCAUGACAUCAAACAGCAAUCCUGGUGGCACGAACGGGAAGCAGGGAUCUCAAGGCUCGGAUCCGCCUAAGGAAGAUUACAUACAUGUUAGAGCACGGAGAGGUCAGGCGACGAACAGCCACAGUCUUGCUGAGAGGGUGAGAAGGGAGAAGAUCAGUGAAAGGAUGAAAUUCCUUCAGGAUCUUGUGCCUGGUUGCAGCAAGGUCACCGGAAAAGCUGUAAUGCUCGAUGAAAUCAUCAACUAUGUGCAAUCACUACAACGGCAGGUUGAGUUCCUAUCAAUGAAGCUCGCAACUGUAAAUCCUCGUUUGGAGUUCAACAUUGAAGGGUUCCUAACUAAAGAUAUGCUACAAUCUAGAGGUGGUAUGUCGUCACUAGGAUUAUUGCCAGAUAUGACUAUGCCGUUUCCUCCAAUUCAUCCGCCACAACCGGGACUAAUCCAGACAUGUAUUCCAAGUAACUCAUCUGAAGCUCUUCGAAGACCAAUCAAUCUCCAAUCACCUUCCGUCUGCGCAGGAUUCAAAGAACCUUCUUCUCAAGUAUCCAACUGGGAGGAUGAACUUCACAAUGUCGUGCACAUGGGCUUCACCUCGAAUGCUCCUACCAGUAGCCAGGAUUUAAGCGACUCUCUGCCACCAGGACACAUGAAAGCCGAGCCCUGACCAAUCUCAAUCCCUGUAAUCUAAUAUCUUCGACUGGAUGACCUAGAACGAAGCAAUUGAAUGUAUUCCUGAGCUCAGGCAGAUUAGGAUUCUCACUAAUACAUACUUAUCCUUGUCUGGCAAUUGAAAACUUGCAUAUACUGGAUUCUGGAGUUGGAACUCUCUGGGCGAAAAGGCAUAGCAACAAACGACUGCGUAGUAUUCAAGCAGUUCUACUUCAGAGCCGCCAUCUCCAGCUCCAUUAUGUCGACAAAUGAGAAUUGUACAUUCUUGAGUUAUGAUGGGAGAGAUUUCUGCAGAUGAUAUUCAUAAAAAUCAAGUAUAAAAAUGUUGUCUUUGCUCAGAUGUGUUAUGAUCAGAAAGAUUUGGCCUUGUUAAAUGGGUGCCUCAAAUUCGUAGCAUAAAAAAUUUGUUUUCGUUUU
Molecule: messenger RNA, 2902 nt
Organism: Salvia splendens (bonfire salvia)
Lineage: Eukaryota; Viridiplantae; Streptophyta; Magnoliopsida; Lamiales; Lamiaceae
Product: transcription factor bHLH49
Exons: 8
Coding region: 936-2480 (514 amino acids)
Biological process (GO): regulation of DNA-templated transcription
Cellular component (GO): nucleus
Molecular function (GO): DNA-binding transcription factor activity; protein dimerization activity
Source: RefSeq, a predicted model, not a curated record